AUGGUUUACUUCUUCCGUUCCCAACCAGAUGUAUUCCAAACCCAUUACUCGAUUAUAACAGGUAAGGAUAAGCAUGAAAACGAUUUGUUAAUUAAACAUGGUUUCAGAGAUCUGAAUUACAUCUGGUUCCAUACCGAUCGGUACGCUAGCGGACACAUAUAUCUUCAACUUCAUGCGAACCAGAAGACCAUAGAAGAAGUACCUAAGGAAGUAAUUCAGGAUUGCUUACAACUUUGCAAGUCUGAAUCAAAAGAAGGCAAUAAACUGUCUCAGUGCACAAUUAUUGGUACUCCAUGGCACAAUUUGAGGAAGGCAGGCUAUAUGAAGCCAGGUGAGGUCUCAUUUAAGUCAACCAAAGCAGUAAAGAAGAUGGAAUGCUUUGGUAGGGACAAUCAGACCCUUAAUAAACUGAAAAAAUCGAGAGUUGAGAUAGUUAACAACGUAGAGACUCUCCUUCAUGAGGCCAAGCGAAGUAAGGACAGAGAAUAUCUCAAUAAGUACGUAGAGGACAAUCGCGAAAGGUUGCUAGAGGAAGAAAACCAACGAAAACUAGCCAAAAGAAAACUUAAGAGACACUAA
Eremothecium cymbalariae DBVPG#7215 is the source of this 579-nucleotide messenger RNA. It is a transcript of the gene JLP2, whose product is annotated as Jlp2p. The record is from RefSeq and is a predicted model, not a curated record. The transcript has a single exon. Lineage: Eukaryota; Fungi; Ascomycota; Saccharomycetes; Saccharomycetales; Saccharomycetaceae. Bases 1 to 579 code for a protein of 192 amino acids.